Molecule: messenger RNA, 503 nt
Organism: Solanum verrucosum
Lineage: Eukaryota; Viridiplantae; Streptophyta; Magnoliopsida; Solanales; Solanaceae
Exons: 2
Coding region: 99-503 (134 amino acids)
Source: RefSeq, a predicted model, not a curated record
UCAAACAACUUUAGCACAAUUUAUCUUCGACAUUUUAUCAAACACCUUGCGUACAAUCAUUAUUUCUAAGUUUAUACACACAUACAUACCUGGUAAAUAUGAAGUUUUUCGUUGAACUUGUAUCGUGUUGUGGCUGUUCAUCGAAACGUGCACAUCACACUGAAGAGGAAGAGGAGAUCCUUGUACCUACAGCUUCUGUAGCAUCGUUCGAUAUUAACAACAUUAUUAUGUAUAAACGGAGGCGACGGAGGAGAAGAGGAUCGGCGAGAUCAGCUGGUUCAUUCCCUGAAUGGAAACCGUCUCUUUACUCCAUAUCGGAAGAUGCAGAUCAUGUUCUACCGCCGAGAAUGGUGGUAACUAAUUCCGGCAGGAAUUUGAAGAAGAAGGCCGCGGUAGAUGCUUCGCGGUCUGUCAAUCAACUCCCUCAUUAUCGUAAUGGUAAAUCCAGGUUCUCCAGGAUAGCUUGCCUUGCUGCAAUGAUUCCGGCCCCUUUCUUGAUUUGA